AUGGAUGACAGAGGGACCCCAAGGGUCCGCGAGCUCGACCUGCGCGAAUGCAAGGUCUGCUAUAACGUUGACGGGAUCAAUGUUGUCAGAGGUCUCAAAUGUAGUACCGCCUUCUUCACUUUCCUACGAGCCAACCUCGCCCUGAGCUCUUCCACGAUGGGCUCGCCCGCGAACACGCCUCAGUUCGACCCAAUUAGCGCUCCCGUCGGCUCGAUCCAUUCCGAAUACAUUGUCUCGCCCGCCACCACUGCUUCUCUCACCACUACACCCAAGCCACCAUCGAGCUCCGACGUCACACCCGAUCUCGUGCCCCUCGACGACAUCCCUGAGCUUUCGCUUGACCUGCUUCGGACCCCAGAUGAGCAGAGAGAGGGUCUCGAGCUUCUCGCUGAGACUGUCGCCGGCAUGCGCACCCCCGCCACCGUCACCGUCAUGUCGCACCCGAGCUGCCUCGUGCCCUUUACCACCCUACUCUCCGUCAUAUACUACACGCGCUACACCAUCCCGGGCCACUUCAAAAUCACUGCCUUCUGCACCUACGGCUCUGUAUUCAUCUACAUCUUCCUGAUAUGGUUCCUUGCCCGCCCCUACAAAACCUUUGCCAAAGAUGUGAACCGCGUCUGGCUCGAUGAGGAGGGCCCCGACCGCGAUAUCAUGGUCGGUGCCCGCGGCAAGGACAAGAAGCUCGCCGGGGUCCUUGUCCUGCGCCUCAGCCCCAAGCUCGGUCCCUCCGGCGGCCGUCGUCGCACACGCAGCCUUUCCUUCAAGGGCGGGCGCGGCCUCAUCCGCGCCUGGGCCGUCCGCCGCAAGGCCCGCGGCCGCGGCGUCGGCAAGGAGCUGCUCCAGGAGGCGGUCCGCAUCACCAGAGACCGCUGCGGAAAGGAUGCCGAUGUCGGCUUUGUCAAGAACCACGCCCACAGCCGGCUCAUCUUCCACAACAUGUUUCACAGCUUCUUUCAUAAGGUCGAGGCUGGCGCCGACAAGGCGCUGCGCACGGCUGUAGGCCAGUGGUCUGCGACGAGAAAGAAGAGAAAAUAA
Beauveria bassiana ARSEF 2860 is the source of this 1038-nucleotide messenger RNA. RefSeq names its product Acyl-CoA N-acyltransferase. Lineage: Eukaryota; Fungi; Ascomycota; Sordariomycetes; Hypocreales; Cordycipitaceae. Gene Ontology annotation, molecular function: acyltransferase activity, transferring groups other than amino-acyl groups. The record is from RefSeq and is a predicted model, not a curated record. The transcript has 2 exons. The coding region runs from base 1 to 1038 and encodes 345 amino acids.